Molecule: messenger RNA, 3488 nt
Organism: Neoarius graeffei (lesser salmon catfish)
Lineage: Eukaryota; Metazoa; Chordata; Actinopteri; Siluriformes; Ariidae
Gene: tesk2
Product: testis associated actin remodelling kinase 2
Exons: 11
Coding region: 667-2526 (619 amino acids)
Biological process (GO): protein phosphorylation; actin cytoskeleton organization
Cellular component (GO): cytoplasm; nucleus
Molecular function (GO): protein serine/threonine kinase activity; ATP binding
Source: RefSeq, a predicted model, not a curated record
GAAAUAAAGCCUUGGACAGCACACAUAGUGCACUCUGGUAGAGAUUUAGGGCUAUUCGGGAUACAGCUCACGGAGUGGUUGAAGUCUGGAAUAUACAGGACUUCGCUGCUGUGUUUUGACGCAGAUUAACUCGACAAAACGGUUUUGACGGUGGAUUUUUUUUCACACGAGUUUAACGGUGUUUUGAAAAAAUAUCAGCUUAUAUUUAAGAAUGAAAAGAGGAUGUGAUUAGAAACGGAAGGAAAGGUCUGGGAAAAGACACGUCGCGCGCGCGUUGUUUACUUUCUUGCUUUUCCAUUUAAAGGGUUGCUCUCUUCUCAGUGUUUAUUUAUUGUAGACAGUAACAGGAUUCGUCUCUCAGCGUCUCUUGCAACUUGAAAAGAUUUGCUUCUUUGAUUUUUUUUUCUUUUAGUUCAGAUGUCCAGGAUGAGCGCUUGAAAACUUUCUGGCUCCUCUAAAACUACUUGAACAUUUAGCUGUUUAUGGAUUUUUGGAGGAAACGCGUUGAUCAUGUCGUUCCCUGAAGUGCAAUGGGAUUAAAGGAGGGGUUUGGUUCGAAUACAACUAAAACACAGAUCACCAGGUCUGCGGAGAACAGUCCCACCCUAGAAAAUGUGAAAGCCUGAUUAAAGACUCAUCCGUCACAUUAGCCGUGCAGCAAUAGCAAUGGAGAGGAGCAAACGCAACUCCAUUGCUGGGUUCCCCAGGCGGCCCGAUCGACUGGAGGACCUGGACGGAGGCGUGUUCGAGGCAGAGACGGGCCCCGCCCAACUGGACAGGGUGUGUCCUUCUUCCUACCGUGCCCUCAUCAGUGCCUUCUCCUGCCUGACGCGCCUUGAUGACUUCAUAUGCGAACGGAUCGGCUCUGGCUUCUUCUCAGAGGUCUAUAAGGUGCGUCACAGAGCCUCAGACCAGGUGAUGGCUCUGAAGAUGAACAAGCUGAGCAGUAACCGAGCCAACAUGCUGCGAGAAGUGCAACUUAUGAACAGACUCUCGCAUCCCAACAUCCUCAGGUUCAUGGGUGUUUGUGUGCAGGAAGGUCAGCUCCACGCCCUCACAGAGUACAUCAACGGCGGGAACUUGGAGCAGCUGCUGGACAGCAACAAGUACCUGAGCUGGACCACGCGGGUCAAAUUGGCGUCGGAUAUCGCCAUGGGUCUGGCCUACCUGCACUCCAAGGGCAUCUUUCACAGAGACCUCACCUCCAAGAACUGCCUGAUCAAAUCAGAUGAAAACGGUUACACUGCAAUCGUUGGAGAUUUUGGACUUGCAGAAAAAAUCCCCAGUCAUGAGGCUGAUGGAGAGAAGCUUGCGGUGGUGGGUUCUCCGUUCUGGAUGGCACCAGAGGUUCUGCGAGGCGAAACGUAUAACGAGAAGGCCGACGUUUUCUCAUUCGGCAUCAUCUUGUGCGAGAUCAUCGCCAGGAUACAGGCCGAUCCCGACUUCCUGCCUCGCACCGAAACCUUCGGGUUGGAUUAUCACGCGUUCCAGCACAUGGUUGGCGACUGUCCUCCUGACUUCCUGCAGCUCACCUUCAACUGUUGCAACAUGGACCCAAAACUCAGGCCUUCAUUCCCGGAUAUUGUUAAGAGGCUGGAGGACGUCCAGCGGCGUCUGAAAGCUGAAGAAGGUGAAAGGGAGAGGAUUCAUAUCCCGGCAGAGAUGGAUAAAAAGAGCAUCGCGAAAGGUGAGAAGUUCCAGGGUAUAAAGAGGCUGAACCCUCUGGGUCUACAGGAUGAUAAGAUCCCGCCCAAGUCCCCUCGUCCACGGCGCAACAUCUGGCUCUCGCGCAGCCAAUCGGACAUCUUUUCCCGCAAACAAGGCCGCAAGGUCAACGUCCAGGACCCUUACUAUAACCCUGGACCACGAGGAGUUGCCAAGGUUAACCCUUUCAGCGCUCGCGAGGACCUCAAGGGCGGCAAGAUCAAAUUUUUUGACAUGCCCAGCAAGUCAGUGUUCUCGCUCAUGUUUGACUUGCAUUCACCACGAGGCAGCAUGAGCUCGUACCAGCCUCAGAUGAACACCAGCAGCUCCUGGCCUGAACUGUGGCAGCUGCCAGGACGACAGUGCCACUCCCUGCCCGUGUCUCCACAGCAGGCGCUGUCCGACGCCUUUAUCGCAGCGAGAAGCGAGGGCGGCGACGUCCGGCCUAGAGCGCUCAGCGGCUGGGCGAAGAAAUACAGCGUGCCCGAAAUCCCACCCUACACACCUAGAGAGACUUCCAGAGCGAGGGCGAAGUCAGACGAGAGCUCUGCCGAGACCGAGGAAGCCAUGGACUGCUCGAGUAGCAGAGGCAGCUUCUUCGACAUCGACGACGACUACAAGGCGCAAAACCUGCUGCCAAACGGAAACGGCGAGGACAUGGAAGCCGAGGAUGAAGAGAACGCGUCCAGCGUGUUCUCCCUGACCAGCAGGAACCCACUUCCUCUGAGUGUGCCAGCUGAGCCACAGGAACUGCGCUCCAUCGUUCUCGCGCCCUGCCGUGCCUCUGCCUCCCCUGACCUCCUGUCCAGAUGCGACAUCUGAGAAGACACGUUACUUCGUCGUAUUAACACUUAAGACGUGUGGAUUUUUUUUUUUUUUCCUCCUCUCAGAGAACCCAGCGUGAUGUUUCUACCCAGACUGUUACCUAAAAAUAAACACACACAGACGGAGAGCGAAUGAAUGUAUUUUUACAAGCACUAGGUUUCUCUUAAUUGGACAAACACUUUCGUUCUGUGACUCGCACCACUGCGAUAGUUGUUUUUUGGGGGGGAAAUGUAAAAGCUAGAAUUAACAGAAUGGUGAUUAUUUUUUUCCUGGGUAUUUAAACAUUAUUACAGCUAUUCACUCGGAGUUUUGCACUGUAUGCGUCUCCUCUUAAUUAGCGCACCGAUCGCUGAAAGAGAUAAAAAACAUUCCGUACACGCAGUUCACCUGUAUUUCAGCGAGCGUUACUCUGGCAGAGAUAAAAACUUGUUCUAAAAAAGGAAAAAAAAAAAAAGUCAGUGUCUGUAACUACUUAAAAAUUUGUACAUUGCACUUGAAUCAAGGAACUUGAUGGGUUAAUCUUUUUAAUUGUUGGAUUUGUCACUACAUUUCUAUGCAAUAAAUCUAACCGAAGCAGACUAGUUUUAUAGUAAUAUAGAGAGAGAGAGGCUCUAUUUUGAUAUUUAUGAGGAAGAAAAAGAAUUUUACUGUCUUACUUUCCCUGCUGGUCAACUGUGUGUGUAAAGUGUUUAUUAAUACAGUUUGAUGAGCACAAACGGAUGUAAAUAUGUCUGACGUCGUUCGUCCUGGCUGUUUUCUCAUCACAGGUUUGUAAUCGAUGUUAAGAGAUGUAUAAUUUCUACCAAAGACAGAUCAGGACCUGAUUCUCUUCCCACCCGUUCAUAUUGCUUCAGGGUUUUUUUUUUUUCCUCCCCCAGUGUUGAAGUGCAUGUAUGUAUACAGUCAUUUAAAAAGAAUAAUAAACGAUUUGCUUUUGUGUCGUUUAAACUCGAGAAUAA